Molecule: messenger RNA, 1152 nt
Organism: Cheilinus undulatus (humphead wrasse)
Lineage: Eukaryota; Metazoa; Chordata; Actinopteri; Labriformes; Labridae
Product: peptidyl-prolyl cis-trans isomerase FKBP1A-like
Exons: 4
Coding region: 212-535 (107 amino acids)
Molecular function (GO): peptidyl-prolyl cis-trans isomerase activity
Source: RefSeq, a predicted model, not a curated record
UCGUCAAGACCCCAAAAAACAGUGGCAGUUCAACAACGCACCGCGUCCGGGCUGAAAAUCCACCACAACUAUGUAACGCUAUGCAUCAUACGCGAGACAUGUUAUAGUCCUCAGAACGAACCAAUCACGUCUCAUGUAACUGAACCGUUUAUCACAGAGAGCUCGUGCGCCAGGAAGUGUGUGAGAGAGGGAAGACUGCUCGAGAAGAACAAUGGGUGUUGAAGUGCAAACCCUAAAGCCUGGAGACGGAGUGAAUUUUCCGCAGAGGGGGCGGACGGUUACUGUCCAUUAUGUUGGAACACUGACAAAUGGAAAAAAGUUUGACUCCUCCAGGGACCGGGCAGAACCUUUUCAAUUUAAAAUUGGUAAAGGUGAAGUCAUCAGAGCCUGGGAUGAGGGUGUAGCUCAGAUGAGUGUUGGUGAGGUGGCCAAGCUGACCUGUUCACCGGACUACGCCUACGGCUGCAGUGGAUACCCACCUGUCAUUCCACCAAAUGCCACUCUCAUUUUUGAAGUGGAACUCCUGGCUGUUUGAGUUGAAGCUAAUUUAUCCAAUUUUUACUUUCCACCCACAUCUGACACAAAUCAUUUCGUCCAAAGGUGUUCCAGUAGCAUUUUUGAUAUGAACAAAUCAUUGUAGAAAGAAUUAUUAAAUCUUUGUUUGUUACAUGAAUUGGUUUAUCAGGAUAUAAACUGUGUCUGAACCAGUGGCACUAAAUUGGCAGAAAUCUUAAUUGUUCUUAAAGGUUGAUCAGGAUGUCUCUAAAAUGGUGUGGCAAUGAUUAUUAAUGUCAAAAAUGCAUGUCAGACACCUAAAUAAGAACAGGUUUUCUCCAGUGUCAUGCCUUGUCUGUUAAUUCCUCAGUAGAUUUGUUGAGUUGAUUGCUUCAAACUGACGCCCUGUAAACAAGCAUCUCAUGUGAAAUUGUUUAUGGUUUCAUUUUUUCACUGCUACAAUUUUAAAUCCCCAACCCUCCCACUAUUAUUCUUUAAUCUCUUUGUCAUAGUUAGAGGCCUGAAGUGUCCUUGUGUUAUGGCAUUUUGCUUAAAAUUUGUUUUGUAAUGUUUUGUUUUUUUCAUCAUGUCACAAUCCUUGGAAAUUUUCGUAUUGGUGGGUAUUGCACUCUUUGAUUAAAACAAGAAGAUACAAUA